UUUCUUUGUAGGAUUUUACAUUACAAAAGGGGAAAGUUUCAGAGUGCUUUGAAAUGAAGUAAGAAUUAAGUCUUGCUUCAGCCAAGUAAGUUAGCUUUUUUUAUAGGCAGAAGCAACACUGGGAAAUAGUUAUUAUAGAAAUCGUGACUAGGAGAAGCUCUUCUGGCAUUUUAUUAAGGAGUAAAUGUUUUACAUGUAAGGUAGGAUCUGUGUGUACCUCUGUGUUCUUUCUGGGUGCCUUCUGAAGACGAUUUUAGUGACUGGCCAAGAUAAAAUGCCCUAGUGAUCCCUGAGCCACAGCCAGACUGUUGGUACCAUGUCUGCCACACAAAGGAAAGAUGAAAACAAGCACCUGUUCACCAGUUUGUAUACAAGUCAGUUGAAGGCACAGGAGGACCAGUCACAGCAAGAAAAAUCUGUCAUUGCUCAACCAAUAUUUGUUUUUGAGAAAGGAGAACAAACUUUUAAGAGACCUGCAGCAGAUGCCCUGCAUGAAGCAGCAGAACACGAAUGUGGUGGUUUCUCAAGAAAGCGUGUAAGGUCCUCAUCUUUCACUCUGCAUGCUACAGAGUCUCAGACUCAAGGAGUGGCAAACUUGUCUCAGAAGCGCCGGAGAUCUUCGUCAUUCACUGAUGUCCCAACCUUCCCUCCUUCUGGGCCAGUGAGAAAAAACAAUGUUUUUAUGACAUCAAGUCUUGUGCAAAGGAAUUCUGAUAUGAACCAUGUAGAACAAGGUCCUGUGAAACAUUCUGAACAUAUUCUAAGACCUGCUAUUUUGCAGCCACCUCAAACACAAAGCUUUGAAAAAGUAAGCAAAACAUUUGGGCAUGAUGCAUCAAAGUCCUGCAAAAUUAAAGAAGAAACAAAGCACAAGAUUUCUGAGGUUAACUUUAGUUUAUUAAGUGAAAAGUUACCAAAUACCAGAAAUUCAGUCCAGCCCUCUACUAAUCAGCAUACCUCAGAGGCAACCUCAGUGGGAUGCCAACCAAAUGAAGAUAAAUGUUCUUUUAAAAGCUGCAGUUCUGACUUCGUUUUUGGAGAAAACAUGGUAGAAAGAGUUUUGGACACUCAAAACCUCACCCAGUCUCAGCUUCAAAAGUACUCAUAUGCCAAAGAAAAAACAUUCAAAUCUAUUCUGAAAUUUCCUAUCAACGCUUCAAAUUCAAACUCUAUUAAAAAUACAUCACUGAUUGAAUCAGCUGCUGCUUUUUCUUCCCAACCAUCACAGAAAUGCUUGUUGGAAAAAACUGAUAUCAUCACAGGGGAAGAGGCAGAACACAAUGUGCUGAAGGUCAACUGCAAGAUUUUUAUACUCAACAAAAUAACACAAUCCUGGACUGAAAGAGGCAGAGGAAUUCUGAGACUGAAUGACACAGCAAGCACUGACUGUGGAACACUACAGUCAAGACUAAUCAUGCGCAAUCAAGGCAAUCUGAGGCUGAUCCUCAAUAGCAAACUCUGGGCUCAGAUGAAAAUUCAAAGAGCAAACCAAGAAAAUUUGCGAAUAACUGCUACUGAUUUAGAAGACUAUGGUAUUAAAGUAUUUUUAAUUCAGGCCAGUGCUAAAGAUACAGGGCAUCUGUAUGCAGCAAUACAUCACCGUCUUCUUGCCCUCCGAAGCUUCAACAAGCAGAAAGAGGGUCAUCAAGCUGAAAAUCAGUCAGAAGCAGUCCUCCAGCAGUUAAACUGUGAGAGCUGUGAUGAGGAUGAGGAUGAGGAUAGUGACUUCACACAAGUCACUAACAAUGGAUCAGAUCCUUCAAGGUGGACCCACAGACAGUCAGUGGCCUGUUCAUGAACACUACCUACUAUAAACAUGACAUCUACAAGAUUGGCCACUCUACUGAAAAUACCAGACCAUCCUAACUAAAUCAGAAGAUUCUAUUCAGGCCCUGAAAAGUUUUUAUAAAUAAUUAAAGAAUAAUUUCUUGCAAUCAAAACUUUUAUGUUUCACAUUUUAUAUUUUGAUUAUUGUGUAGAAAAUAACAGAAUUUAAGAAAUGAACUUCAGAAGAUCAAAACUUGACAAUUUUUGUGGAAGUUAAUUUAGAAUAGGAUUUGAUAACUAAUUUGGAUUACUCAUCACAUUGAUGGUUAUAAUACUUGAAAGUAUAAAUUGUUGGAUUUGAGAAUAUCUAAAGUAUUUAUUCCAAUCAUAUAUUGUCUGACUAAAACAAAUAUUUUACCAAAUUUUCAAUCAUUAAAAAUACUAUAGUUACCUGAUAACAUUUCAUUACAUCAUGUUUAUCUUCUGAGAAAUGUCUAUUUUCAUUUAGCCUUUGGAUUUCCUAAUUCCAUAAGCUUAUACAUUCAAGCAUGGAUUCCUUUACAAAAGUUUCUGAUCUUGGACUUGUACCCAUUACAUCUUGUGUGCUUGACUUACAGUCAGGCAACAAUAGUUGAUGAAUGACUAAACAAAAUGUAAAGUAUUACCUAUAUAUCAGAAAAGUAUACAUAAGCCAUGUUAACUUGUUCUUUGCUUUAUGUAUGCAAUUGUCAUUAAUAUUCUAGAAGGUGUGGCUAUAUAGAAACUUUAAAAAUAACAAAUGUACUAUAUACAACCAAGUAAAUAUUUCUCUUAAAUUUGAUUACUGUGGUAGGCUCUAGAAAUUUCAAUAAUUUUGCAGGAGAUAUUUUGUUGUGCUUCUUUUGUGAUUUAAGAAACACUUUAUGAAUAACACAAGAAAAUUAGUUUCAGUACUCUAACUGUAUCUUAUUAGAAGUCCUAUAUAAUUCCCCCAUUUAGGGGAGAUAGAUUCAUGUUCCCAAACGAUUUCUGAAUGCUUUUUGAACCAUGACAUAUUUGUAAUAAGGGUAUAACUUUACAAACUGCUACUGUGAAGAAAUACUCACUUGGAAGUGUACACAUGGAUAUAUAUUUUAAAAGUUAACAUUAUUGCCUUAACAGUAAUAAAAGCUUAUGUAUGUAUGUA
Messenger RNA from Nannospalax galili (Upper Galilee mountains blind mole rat), 2932 nucleotides. It is a transcript of the gene Ranbp3l, whose product is annotated as RAN binding protein 3 like. NCBI's taxonomy places the organism in Eukaryota, Metazoa, Chordata, Mammalia, Rodentia, Spalacidae. Gene Ontology annotation, biological process: protein export from nucleus. The transcript has 15 exons. The record is from RefSeq and is a predicted model, not a curated record. Gene Ontology annotation, cellular component: nuclear pore; cytoplasm. Gene Ontology annotation, molecular function: GTPase activator activity. The coding region runs from base 317 to 1798 and encodes 493 amino acids.